Fulmarus glacialis (Northern fulmar) is the source of this 273-nucleotide messenger RNA. Its product is annotated as phosphatidylethanolamine-binding protein 4-like. The annotation marks the transcript as partial. The record is from RefSeq and is a predicted model, not a curated record. The transcript is spliced from 2 exons. Lineage: Eukaryota; Metazoa; Chordata; Aves; Procellariiformes; Procellariidae.
AUGAAGCUCCUGGGUGCUGUGUUUCUGGCUGCUGGCCUGCUCAGCGCUGCUGCCCGGGGGGAGCAGUCCCCCUGGCCGGACGAGCCUUCCCGGACCUGCUUCUUCCAGAUGCUCAGCGGCGUGGACAGCGAGUUCUGCAGAGGGGAUUUGGAAAUUACCUACCCGGAGCUGGGCCAUGUGGGCUGCAUGUACAUCCCCAAAUGCCACCAGUACCGGCGACGGAUCAGCAGGGAGUGGAGCAGCCCCCGCGUUCGGUACCCCCAGGCUGACAAG